Molecule: messenger RNA, 4563 nt
Organism: Parasteatoda tepidariorum (common house spider)
Lineage: Eukaryota; Metazoa; Arthropoda; Arachnida; Araneae; Theridiidae
Biological process (GO): xenobiotic metabolic process; regulation of transcription by RNA polymerase II; response to xenobiotic stimulus
Cellular component (GO): aryl hydrocarbon receptor complex; nucleus
Molecular function (GO): nuclear receptor activity; protein dimerization activity; transcription cis-regulatory region binding
Source: RefSeq, a predicted model, not a curated record
AUGUAUAUAUAUAUAUGCGAUUGUGCGAAUAGCCCAUUAUGCAGCUCUAGUGCGGUGCGNGGGUUUCUUCUGAUCUUAACGUGUGAUGGAGAAGUGUUCUACACAUCGCACACCGUAGAAACUUAUUUGGGCUUUCAUCAGUCUGAUAUUUGUCACCAAAGUGUAUACGAGCUUGUCCAUUCCGAAGACAGAGAAGAACUGCAGAGGCAUCUCAUGUGGAAUUCCCAGUUGUCACCAGAAAGAAGCAAUCUUUCUCUGCAGGAAGCUCUACAGUCGGAAAACAGUCAACUUUUGGAAAGGAAUUUUACUGUCCGAUUCAGGUGCUUGCUUGACAACACGUCUGGUUUCUUGAGGUUAGACAUUCGAGGUCGCAUCAAGGUGCUGCACGGCCAGAAUCACAAGACGGAAGACCCUCCUCUUGCCCUCUUCGCUGUGUGCACGCCUUUCGGUCCUCCUUCCCUCUUGGAGAUGCCCCACAAGGAUACCAUGUUCAAGAGCAAACACAAACUUGACCUUUCUCUAGUCUCUUUCGACCAAAGGGCGAAGCAAGUGUUAGGUUACUCUGACACAGAACUCGCCGAUAAGGGCUGUUAUGACCUAGUCCAUUAUGAUGAUCUCGCUUAUGUAGCUAGUGCGCACCAAGAAUUACUUAAAACAGGAGCCUCUGGUUUGAUAGCAUAUAGGCUAGCAACAAAAACAGGAUCCUGGCAAUGGCUUCAAACGAGUGCAAGACUUGUAUAUAAAAAUAGCAAACCAGACUUCAUUCUUUGCACACACAGACCUCUCAUGGAAGAAGAAGGUCGAGAUCUCCUUGGAAAAAGAACAAUGGACUUCAAAGUCACCUACUUAGAUGGUGGCUUAAAUUCCUUGAACGAUCGGAGUGGUCUUCUCUCUGACAGUGACUUUGUCCUCCGCUGCCAGAGGACAAAGAGAUACAAGUCACAAAUUAGAGACAUCAUUACCACGUGCAGAAAAAGAAAAAGCCCAGUGAAUGGACCACCAUCUACAAGCUCUAUUGUAGGAGGCGCAUUGCCUGAUACAUCGACUUAUAUGGACGAUGCUGCUGCAGCUGCAGCUACUGCAGCCGUAGUAGCGGCAGGCUAUAACAAUGUUUAUCCUUAUGGCACAACAGACAAUAUGAAUGGUUUAAGUGCUUCUUACGGAGCAACGGCUUCAAUGCCACAAAACCUAUUUUCAGCUGCCAUAGACAAUACGAGGUUUAUUUCUGCUGAGAACUUUCUUCACUAUAGACCUAUAGGAACUUAUUAUCCGGACUAUGCAGUCGCGCAGUAUCCAUCUAAUGGUUUUCUGGAUGUGGCUGCCUCUGCAACGGCAGCCAGAACGUGUUUCGGCCCGAGUGCUUUUCAAACAGAUUCUGCUAGCCUUCAGCUAAGCAACACCAAAGAAGAUAAACUAUACCAAUGUCAGAUUGAAGCGGCAAAGUUUGGCGUCAAUUCACCAUCUCCUCCCCAGCAACACAUAGUGAACAAUAAAUCCCCACCAUCGUCCAACUGCUGCGACAGUGUACCUUCCUACAUGAAUGGGGUGGAUCCCCUAAGGGGGUGUUUGGUGAAUAAUAAUGGAGUGGGUGUCCAAUCGUCUUCAUCUAUCUUACCGGUUACGUUAGAUCACCAUGAUAUAAAAGUUCGAGAUCUCACAUGUACAGGAAAUUUGGCAUUCCCUUUACAUACCCUCACCACGAACAGCGAGUGUAUCAACAAUGGACUCAGUGGAACUAAAUCCAAAAACACUUUUAAUGGAGGUCCGAAUAGCAUCUUAAUGACUAUUCGAGAUCUACCGCAUUGGCCUAAAGAAGAAAAAAUCUCAUCACCUUACGACAGUAGGCAUAAUAUGCUUGCGUGGAAUAGCAGAGAUGCACUCUCUGUGGACUGUCCAGCAACAAGCUCCUCCUCUUUCACCACUUAUGACAUGAAAUCGUCCCGAUACGGGGAUGGUAAGCAGGAUGGUGAAAUAGGUAAUGUGACCAGUUCACCUUGCAAGUGGAGUGGGAGUGCGGCUGCACCCAAAUCUGCUUCACCUCAUAACAGUACCAGUCCAGCCAGUGGUAAAGUGGCUCCCCAAGUCACUUACAGCAGCACGCCAUAUACUCAGGACAUGCGGCUAGAGCUUCCACUGGUGAGGUCCGAUAUCAUACGACCAUCUUCCGUCAAACAAGAAGGAAACCCACUCUUAUCCAUAUCUGAAGUAACGAACACUUUAUUGGACCAUCACUAGAUGGCGCUCUCUACACCAGUGAAACAGCACCAAAAAAGUGACCUUCAUCUACAGUCAUUUGGAACUCUUCAUCAUUUGUAAAUUACAUUGAAGAAUAUUAUUAUAGCAAAUGAAAAGUAGUGCAACGGAUUGAAAAUACUACUACUUUCUCGGUGAAGAAAAUACUGAAAAAUCAGAAGACCGUAUUUCUAAAAUAAAAAAAAGUUAACAAAUGUAGUUAAGUUUUUAACGUAGUAAGCUAAGAAAAUUGAAGGCUUUAUUGUGCCGUAGAAUCUGAUUAAUUCUCUUAAUUCAGUCAAUUAUAAUAAUUAAAAAUUUUUAUAAAAUUUUGCUGAGUUAAAAAAUUUAUAUUGUGUCAUGGUGAAAUUCAAAUUUUUUUUACUAACAAAUCUAUCAAUAUAUUGUGGUAUGAAUUAGGUAUAAAUCAUAGAGAACAGUUGGUAUAAAACCAGUUCGGAACAAAGCCAGCUUAAAUUUAAAAUCUGUCUUUUCUUAAUUUAUAUAAAAACUAAAAUGUUUUUUCUAUAAAAAUAGCUUUAAAGCUUUUUUAUCCCUUUUAAAAUAAAAAAAAAUCAUGGUUUUUGUAUAAUUUUUAAAAAUGCAUUGAGCAAGCAUUUAAAGGUACCGUUUGAUUCAAUACUUUUAACUUAUGAUGAAACCGUUGUAGCUUAUAAUGAGAAAGGAUCUUUGUGCAAUGUCUCUAUUUUUUAUGUUUUCUUCUAACAAACGAAAUAUGGUAAAAUGUGUAAAUUGAAUUUGAUAAAAAUUAUUUUUUUUUUUGUUCUUUAAAAAAAAAGCUCAAAUUAACUCUGAAGUGUUGUGGUUUGUGUAAAACUUUUAAAUAUGUUUUGUUCAAGCUAUACAUCAGCCGUUUCAUUCAAUACUCUUAAAAUAAAAUUAGCUUUUCUUCUUAAAGCCAUAAAAAAUUAAAAUAAAUUUUAACAUUUUAAAUUAGCCUUUCAUAACAAAACUAUUUUAAGACACUAUAUCCAUAUUUUAUAAUGAAUGAAGAUAUUACCGCUAAUCAUUACAAUGUGUCUAUUAAUAAUAAUAGUAUAUAAAAACACUUUUACAAGUAAAAGCUUUAUAUAGAUAUAAAAUAUUAAGUAAGGGCAAAAUAUAUGUAUACAUUGAAUAAAAAUCAAAUGUUUUUUUAAUAACAAUUUUUUUUUAAACCGUUGUAACCGAUAAUGAAAAAGGAUCGUUGGGCAAGGUCUUUCUUUUCAAUAUUUUCUUCUAAUAGAGAAAAUGUGGUAAAAUAUUUAAAAUGAAAUAUAUAAAAAUGGAUUUGAUAAGAAUCAAUGAAAUCAAAGAAAAUAUUGAGCAAUAGCAACUGUAAAAAUUUUUUAAAAAGAAGCGAAAAACAUUAUUAUUGUACAGAGAAUGUGUUCAAAAUGAAACUAUAGCAUUUUCAUGACACAAAACCAGUUUUUUUGUCUGAAUUCUCACCCUUCUUCUUUUUUCUAUACAUAUCCUAUAUGUUAUGUUAUCGAGUUAGCAUUUCUAUCCUCUUUCACACAGGCACAUUUUAAAAUCGCUUAGAACUUAACUUGCUUAUAAAUUCACAAAUUAUUGAAGAAAUUCUGCAAAAUUUUAAAAAUAGAAAAAAUAUUUUCCCCCAAAUAUAUUUAACUUAUACAAUAACAUCACCAUUCAUGCGUUUAUCAAAGACUUGUACAAAAGAAUUUUUUGAAACAUUACAUUUUUAAUCUAUUUUAUCUAUUUUGUAUUUUUUUAGUUAUAUACAUACAGGUAGGUGAAAAAUUAAAAUAUAAUAAUUAAUCUUUGUUUGACACCUGAAUUAUUGAAUAUUAAUCAGAGCAUUUUGAAUCAGAUUUAUUAACAGUUUAAGUACCAAACAAAACAAUGUCUAGGGCAAAACUUUGUACCUUAUAAAUUGUAAAAAUGAUUCUUAACUUAGGCUUUCCAGCGCAUUAAAAAUAAACCAUUGUAGAUUAAGAUGAAAAAUCGAUAUAACUGAAAAUAAAUUUGAAAAAUAUAAAUAGUGCUUUACUGUGUUUGAAAUGAAUCAAUGUAAUCUAAAUUGUUGUGUAAAGAUGAAAUUAUAUGUGAGUACACAAAAUAUAAAUUUCUUAUAUUACUCAAAUAGUUACAUUUUGUAACCCGUUAUUAUAAGUUUUUUGAACAUUUUCGUAGAAUUUCAAUAUGGUUUUCUAAUGUAUUUAUAAUUUAUUUUAAAAUAAGGUUUUUUCGUGUAGUUAGUUAUUUUCUUAGAUUAAUAUGCAAUUCUAUUUGCUUGCAUUAUUUAAAAUGAUCAUAAAUGAAUGAAUGAUGAAAUAAUUUAAAAUAAUUUUUAAUAAAUGAUUC